Messenger RNA from Brassica oleracea var. oleracea, 1225 nucleotides. Its product is annotated as NAC domain-containing protein 69-like. NCBI's taxonomy places the organism in Eukaryota, Viridiplantae, Streptophyta, Magnoliopsida, Brassicales, Brassicaceae. Gene Ontology annotation, biological process: regulation of DNA-templated transcription. The coding region runs from base 104 to 1225 and encodes 373 amino acids. The transcript is spliced from 5 exons. Gene Ontology annotation, molecular function: DNA binding. The record is from RefSeq and is a predicted model, not a curated record.
AAAAUAUAGAGGAACAAAAAAAAACCGGAUAGAAAGAAACCCUUCUCUCUCAAACCCUAGUUUUUUAUUGUUUUGAUUACAGAUCUGUAUUUUGCGUGUAAAAAUGAAGAAGAAACCGGUGGGGUUUAGGUUUAGUCCUACGGGACAGGAACUGAUCAACCAUUACCUCAAGAACAAGGUUCUUGAUAAACCAUGGCUUGUCGACGAAGCAAUUAACGAGAUCAACAUCUGUGCUCACGAUCCAAAGUUCUUGCCUGCGUUAUCGAAGCUGGACUCAAAGGAUCUUGUAUGGUACUUCUUCUGUCGAAGGGAGUACCACGUAUCUGAGAAGAAGAAGGGAACGAAGAGGACAACACCUUCUGGGUUCUGGAAAGCUACUGGUGUUGAUCGGAAGAUCAGGGACAAGGGUGUUGAGAUCGGGAUCAAGAAGACGCUUGUCUACUAUGAAGGUAAAUCAACUAAUGGUGCUUGGACUCCUUGGGUCAUGCACGAGUAUCACAUCACUUCCUUGCCUCCUAGUCAGAGGAACUAUGUUAUCUGCCAAGUAAUGUACAAGGGUGCUGACGGAGAUAGUUUGUACGGUAAUAACUCCAAUGAGUUAAGCCACUCCACCAUGGUCUCUGACUUGAAUACUGUCAGAGAGAUUAACACUGCCCCUGAGGUUGAGCAACCAACGGAAGAAGAUUUCUACAUGUCUUGGGAUGAUUUGGCCAACCCACUGAACGAGCAGGAUGAUCCCUCUCUAUUCAAUCCAGACACGUUUUUCAACGACGACUACUGCCCUUACCAGCAGCAGCCACAAGCUCCCUGCGAUGAUGAUUAUAUUAAUAAACUGCUGAGUUUUAACGGAGGGAAUUAUGCUGAUGUACUUGGAGAUCUAGACAUCACAAUGCAAGAGCACCGCAACGAUCACAGGCCAACGAAAGCUUUGACAGGGAUCAUUGUUGAUUGUAGCAGUGAUAACGAUGCUAAAUCCAUAUCUGCAACGGUAAGCAUGUUAGAACCAAUUAUUAUAAAUUUGACAUGCUUAUUCCAGCGAUUAGUGAUGGUGAAGAACGGCAGCUCCAACGCCCUGCUCUCCUCCACGUCUUGGUUCUGCUACAAAAUACCAACAAGUGAAAAGAUGACUCUAUGGACAACAGAUACGAUGAAUCCGGUGGUGAUUGGUUCGCAAGCAGUUGUGGUGAUGAUUGGAGAUGAACGCAACGUCUUGUCUAACAUGUAG